AUGCCUGUGGAAGGGAAAAGUGAUAUGGAGAGGAUUGGCCUCUUCAGUGAAAUGGGUUAUGUCACCAUUGGAGAUAAAUACAAGUCACUGUAUAUGCGCCCUUUUAAUGAAGCUGCAAGCAAGAACAGACAGAUGUUAUCUGAGGGGACCAAAACAUUGUCAGCUCUACAGGCAGGCUAUUUUGAGCCUCAGUUUGUGAGGAUUUUUGAGGGUGAAGCCUACUCAAAUCCUGUUCAGCUAAGGAGACGCUAUAGAAUGGCAGAAUCAAAGAAAAAUGUGGGCAAAGCUUUCCUUCCCAGUAAUGGAGACAAACUCCCAUGUGGGCUUGGCAGCUAUUAUGGAACCAUAGGAGGUUCAUAUGCAUACUUCAGUCCACAGCUGAAAUCCAGAGAAAGAUAUAUUCCUCCUGGAAAGAAUUUUUAUACUAAUCCAGGAAAGAAAGGAAGUGGAUUUGGUUAUGCAAACCUUACCAUAGGUGAACAAUAUCCACACGAACCUGAUGACUAUGAAGCAGAAAGAAUACAAGCAAAGAAAGCGCAAGCGGAGCAUAAACGAUUGCUUAAAGGAGGGCCUUUCAGGUUAAAUCUAUAUCCCCAGGAGUAUUUUGACAGCAAUCCCUAUUUUAGUGACAAACCUUUGCCACCUGUGAAGAAAUCACCUCCAAAGAAGCUGAGUGCACCACCUUUCAUACCAAGUUCUCCUGCUAAAAAGUUAGGGGGCAUGAAAGGAGGCACAUUUGAUCCUUACCCAAGCUAUUCUGCUGAGCCUUAUGUAAGUAAACAAUCUAAGGCUGUCACAACUGGUAAAGAAGGAAAAGUCUUUCAUCCUUCUUCUGGACCAAAAAGCAGACCUGUUACAAGCAUAGUAACUUUAAAUGUCACAAGAUCAUUAAAUGCAAAAAACUACAAGACUAUACGGCUGACAUCUUACUAG
Indicator indicator is the source of this 933-nucleotide messenger RNA. It is a transcript of the gene CFAP96, whose product is annotated as chromosome 8 C4orf47 homolog. The coding region runs from base 1 to 933 and encodes 310 amino acids. Gene Ontology annotation, cellular component: centrosome. The record is from RefSeq and is a predicted model, not a curated record. The transcript is spliced from 7 exons. NCBI's taxonomy places the organism in Eukaryota, Metazoa, Chordata, Aves, Piciformes, Indicatoridae.